AUGCAGCAGCCUGAAACCCUGCAGACAGCUCAGCAAACAGCUGCAGAAGAGCUGGAUCCAGCAGCUCAGUACCUACGUCGGAGGAAGACUGCUCUGUGGAUCACCGUGUCCCUGCUGAGUCUGGCUCUGGUGAUUCUGGCCCUGGGUCUGAUCGCAGCAACUCGCACCGACAAUGUGCCUGUUGCUGGAUAUUAUUCUGGCAUCACACUCAGUUUUGGAGCAUUUCUGGGCAUCGUUGGCAUCCACCUGGUGGAAAACCGCAGAGCCAUGCUUGUGGCAUCUAUAAUCUUCAUCAGUAUGGGGGUCAUCGCGUCUUUCUUCUGUGCCAUCGUGGAUGGGAUCAUUGCUUCAGAGUUCAUUGACAUAAGACCCUUACAGGAGGACAUGUGUGACUUUUACUCCAGUGGAUCGGGCUACGCAUAUGACAGCUACUAUACUGAGGUAUCGUGCCGUUCAUUCGACAAGACAUGCAAGCUGAAACUGAGGAGUGACACCUGCUAUUGCUGCUACCUGUACAACUGUGGCAGCACAGAGUACCACUCACAUUACUAUGAGUUCACUGGGGUCAGCAGCUGCUGGGACGUCAUCCACCUGCACCGGCUGCUGUGGGCCUCGGUGGUGCUCAGCGUCGUCGGCUUGUUCUUGGGCAUCAUCACUGCCGCCAUCCUCGGAGCCUACAAGGACAUGCAGAAGCCCACUCCUCCGGUGGCUCCCAGCCCGGUGCCUCCACCUCACAUCCUGUACAACCCGACUCAGCACAUGCUCACCUACCCCGGCUUCUGUCCUUCAGGGCAGGCUCUGCCCGCCUACCCAAACUAUCCAAUACCAAUGCAGCACAACAGCAACUUCCAGGCGCCAAACACUCCCCAGCUGAUGCCUGAUGGAGGCCCUACGUCCACCUCUUGCCCGUCCGAGGAGAACCAGCAGCCCUCUCAGGUUCCCCCUCAGCCACAGCCUCAGGGAGCCGCCCAGGACCCUGGAGGCUUCAUGCUGACCCCCAACGCUCCCGUCCUCUAUGGAGCCUCCUACAGCCCCUUUGAGAAACCUCCACCUUAUGCCUGCUGCAACCUCUGA
Stegastes partitus (bicolor damselfish) is the source of this 1074-nucleotide messenger RNA. RefSeq names its product transmembrane protein 255B (gene tmem255b). The transcript has 9 exons. Lineage: Eukaryota; Metazoa; Chordata; Actinopteri; Pomacentridae. Bases 1 to 1074 code for a protein of 357 amino acids. The record is from RefSeq and is a predicted model, not a curated record.